AUGCCCCCUCGGUUGAACCUCAGACUGCGCCUCGCAAUUGGCAAACCCUACCUUCGGGCUUACUCCAGCGAUGCAGGACCUCUCAUCAACGUCGUAAACCUCCGAGCCCCCAACUCGGGUCACAUCAGAAUCCUUGAGCUGAACAGGCCAUCAGCACGCAAUGCUAUCUCGAGGGAUCUUCUGGCCGCCCUCCGAACCGAGAUCGACGAUAUCCAGGCGCAAUACACAGAGAAGGGCGAAGAGGUCGCUGGACUUGCAGGGGAUGACGCUGGACCUACGAGAGCCUUGGUGCUCGCAAGUGCCGUUGAUGCGAGCUUCUGUGCUGGCGCCGACUUGAAGGAACGGCGCGGCUUUACUCCAGAUGAGACCGCAGCGUUUCUAGCCAACCUUCGCAAUACCUUUACUGCCCUCUCCAAUCUCCCCAUCCCGACAAUCUCCGCCAUCUCCUCGCUCGCUCUCGGCGGCGGACUCGAGCUCGCGCUUUCGACGCAAUUUCGCGUUCUCGCUUCCACAGCCACGGUCGGCCUGCCUGAAACGAGGCUUGGGAUAAUCCCCGGUGCGGGCGGCACGUACCGCCUGCCGGCCCUGAUCGGCGUGCAGCGCGCGCGAGAUCUCGUGCUGACUGGCCGCCGUGUCUCGGCGCCGGAGGCCUACUUCCUGGGCAUUGCAGACCGCCUGGUCGAGAUACUGCCGGAAGAUGAGAGGGACGCAGUAGCGGAGGGCGAGGAGCCGCAGAAGGGGGAUGCCGCGAUUGCGACCAGGGCGAGGCGUCUCGUCCUGGCCGAAUCCGUCAGGCUGGCGUCCGAGAUCUGCGAGGGUGGCCCUGUUGCCGUGCGCUCUGCUUUGCAGGCUGUGAGCUGGGCCAGGGAGGAGGUAGAGAACGCCAUGUACGAGCGUGUUGUCAAGACAGAGGAUAGAGACGAGGCUUUGGAGGCCUUUAGAGAGAAGAGGAAACCUGUCUUCAAGGGACGAUAA
This is a messenger RNA of Neoarthrinium moseri, 975 nucleotides long. RefSeq lists its product as uncharacterized. NCBI's taxonomy places the organism in Eukaryota, Fungi, Ascomycota, Sordariomycetes, Amphisphaeriales, Apiosporaceae. Gene Ontology annotation, molecular function: enoyl-CoA hydratase activity. The record is from RefSeq and is a predicted model, not a curated record. Gene Ontology annotation, cellular component: mitochondrion. Gene Ontology annotation, biological process: fatty acid beta-oxidation. The transcript has 2 exons. Bases 1 to 975 code for a protein of 324 amino acids.